CACAGUAUGGUGCGGUCAAGCCUUUUUUGGCUCAAUCCUCAAAAAUCUUUCUUGCGCCAUUUCCCAAAUCCUAAGAAGUAGUAAAAUUUCUCAACUUUUCACCUUCUUCUUCUCUGUAUAUAAAAGUCUGUCUCUAGAUCUCUCUCCCUGGACCAGAGAAUGUGAAGAAGAAGAAGAUGGGAAAAAGCAGCAGAAGAUCAAAGAUUGAUGAGAGAUCAUCAAGAACAUUACCAUCAUCACCAACACAUUCAUCAUCAUCAUCAGAUUUCGAGUUCUUGAUUUCAUUACCAUCACCGCACAAGUUAUCAUAUUCAUCAUGUCCGGCAGCAGCUGAUGAGCUUUUCUUUAAAGGUCAGAUACUUCCAUUACAUAUCUCACCUCGUUUGUCUAUGCUUCAAUCUCUUGGUUCAUCUUCUUCUUCAUCAGCAUCGUCGACUACGAAUUCUCGUGAUUCGACUAGUAGUUCUAAUGAUUUUUUUUUGUUGAGUAGUAGUAGUAGUCAUGAAUCUUCUUGUAAUUCAUCUUGUAGACCUAGUUCUGUGACUGAGGAAUUAGAAUUACUUCCUCAAUUUCAUCAUCCUCGUAGUGAUUUGAAUCAGAAGAAGAAUUAUCAACAGGUUUUGAGUUUUCAGAAUCUUCAUAAGGAACAAAUCAAGAAACCCGUUAAGUAUUUCUCUUUAUCAAGGUUUUCAAAUGUGUUCAGAAAAGAUCAGAAUAAAAUCAGAGGAGAUACUGUUAAUGCUACUCCCGUUAUUCAAGAACAGGGAGGGAGUAAUUCAAAUUCAGUGAAGAAGAUGAAAGAAAUGGUGAGCAAGUACAUGAAGAAAGUGAAACCAUUCUAUGAGAAACUAUCAUCAAAACAACAAUCUUUAUCAUCGAUUAAGGAUCGUGGGUUAUCUCAAUCUCAAUCAUUUUCAGAGAACAUUUUAUAUCCAAGAAAGAACAACAAUAAUAAGCAGAAUUGUAUCGUUUCAAGCUGCCCAUCAUCAAUGAGAUCUUCACCUAGUCGUUGUAGUCUAGUUAAAUCAUCAUCAUCAUCCAUUGAAGAACUUCAGAAUGCAAUCCAAGGUGCUAUCACUCAUUGUAAGAAUUCUUAUUCAAAAUCUGAUAAUCAGUUUUAGUUUCUGUAAUCAAUCAAAAUUUCCAAAGUUCUAGAUCAAUACUUUUUGCUUUGGAGAUUCAGAUUAGAAAUUGUAUUAUUUUAAUUCCCAGAUUAAAAUACUCUCUCUGUUUUUGUCAUUAAUUGAAAAUGGCUUAAUUAAUUAAAAUCUUGGUUUACUGAA
Papaver somniferum (opium poppy) is the source of this 1283-nucleotide messenger RNA. Its product is annotated as probable membrane-associated kinase regulator 1. Bases 177 to 1121 code for a protein of 314 amino acids. The transcript has a single exon. The record is from RefSeq and is a predicted model, not a curated record. Gene Ontology annotation, cellular component: plasma membrane. Gene Ontology annotation, molecular function: kinase inhibitor activity. Lineage: Eukaryota; Viridiplantae; Streptophyta; Magnoliopsida; Ranunculales; Papaveraceae.